AUGGGUUCCAUCGUCAUCCCCCAUCUCAACAGCGGCUGGCACGUCGACCAAGCCAUCCUCUCCGAAGAAGAGCGCCUCGUCGUCAUCCGCUUCGGAAGAGACGCAGACCGCGACUGCAUGAAACAAGACGAAGUCCUCUACCGCAUCUCGGACCGCGUCAAGAACUUUGCCUCCAUCUACGUCUGCGACAUCGACCAGGUGCCCGACUUCAACCAGAUGUACGAACUCUACGACCCCUGCACAAUCAUGUUCUUCUUCCGGAAUAAACACAUGAUGGUUGAUUUCGGAACGGGUAACAACAACAAGCUCAACUGGGUGCUGGAAGACAAACAAGAACUCAUAGACAUCAUCGAGACGGUCUACCGCGGCGCCAAAAAGGGCCGCGGUCUCGUCGUCAGUCCAAAGGACACCGAUACUAGAUACCUACCUACCAGCACCCUCUACGCACCUCGCAUCCGCACUCACACCCAGCGGCCGGCUUCAUCUUAG
Colletotrichum tamarilloi is the source of this 489-nucleotide messenger RNA. Its product is annotated as thioredoxin-like protein 4A. The coding region runs from base 1 to 489 and encodes 162 amino acids. NCBI's taxonomy places the organism in Eukaryota, Fungi, Ascomycota, Sordariomycetes, Glomerellales, Glomerellaceae. The record is from RefSeq and is a predicted model, not a curated record. Gene Ontology annotation, cellular component: U5 snRNP; spliceosomal complex; U4/U6 x U5 tri-snRNP complex. The transcript is spliced from 5 exons. Gene Ontology annotation, biological process: mRNA splicing, via spliceosome.